GCCUCCGCUCCGGGCUGGUGGGCUGUGGCGGACCUGAGAGGGAUCCGAAGGCCCAGUCACUUCUCGGCUGGGAGCUGGCCGCCUCCAUGGCCUCCGGACUGGCCAUGCCGGUCGGCACAAGCUCCUAAGAGCUGGGAUUCUGGGAGGCAGGGAGCAUGGUGGGGGUCCUUGCCAUGGCGGCUGCUGCUGCUCCCCCUCCUGUGAAGGACUACGAGAUUGAGCCUUGCAAAAAGCGAAGGAAAGAUGACAAUGACAGAUCUUCCUGCAAAACAAUUACAAAAUAUUUAUCACCGAUAGGAAAGACUGGAGACAGGGUUUUCUCUCCAUCGAAAUCCAGUAAUAUUAUGCAUUACUUUAGGAAGACUUCACCUGUGAAUGAAAAGUUACAAUCAGCAAAAGACUGCAAGAUAAACUCAUCUUCACGAUCACCUACUGACAAUAACAGUGACUGUAAGACAUCUCUGGAAAUGUUCUCAAAUACAGAGCUGAGAAAGAAAAGAAAGAGGAGGGUUAAUCUAUCUCACCAAUUAAAUAAUAUUAAAACUGAGACUGAAUCUCCAAUUGAAAUUAGUAGAGAGGAUAGUAGGGAUGACUUUAGUUUAAAUAAUGAUUUUGUGGGGACAACUACAUCUGUUUUACUUCACAAGAAACAUGUAGAGGUUGUUGCAGAAAGUAGUCAAGAUAGCAGAAACCAAUCAAAUACUAUAACCACCUAUAAGAGUUUUAAGAAAGUGAAUCCUAAACAAGGCACCACAAAAAAGGAUUGCAAAAGGUUGAGGAAAAGGAAGCACAGAGAUGUAAUUGAUGUACCUGAAAGCUUACCAUUGGCAGAGGAACGGAAAGAUUGUAAAUAUGGUAAACAGACAAUGCCUUCUCUAACUCAUGAAAUUGAGAGUGUUACAAAUUAUGCUAAUGCUAGUGAUCAUGAAGUGGUCCAUUUAAACGAUAGUACAAUAACUGUCUCAUAUGAGGAAUUUUUAAAAAGUCACAAGGAAAGUCAGGGGCCACAGAUACCAGACUCUACAAUGUCAAUUUGUGUUUCUUCUGACACAGUUGAAAUGGCCAAAAGUGAUUAUAUAAGUGAACCAGAAAACUCUGACAUAUCUCAGCAGGUACACUUUAAGACAGUUACCGUCCUUGCACAAGUUCACCCCACUCCCCCGAAAAAGAUAGGGAAAAUACCUGCAAUCUUCUUGAAACAAAAGCAGUUUGAGAUGGAGACUAGUUUUUCUGAUCCUGAGAAUGAACAGACAGUUCAGAAAAGGAAAUCUAAUGUUGUGAUACAGGAGGAAGAACUUGAGUUGGCUGUGUUGGAGGCUGGAGGUUCAGAAGCUGUGAAACCAAAGUGCAGCCUAGAAGAGAGACAGCAGUUUAUGAAAGCAUUUAGGCAGCCAGUGUCCGAUGCACUUAAAAAUGGAGUAAAAAAAUCUUCAGAUAAGCAGAAAGACCUAAAUGAAAAAUCUUCGAAUGAGGGAGAAAGGGAGAACAGUAAAAAAGCCAUGGAAAAUUUUAGUGGUCAAAUGGUUUCAAGUACUGGCAGUUCACAGUCACAGAUUGAGAAAGGAAAUUUUCCUAAGGAAAAACGUAAAAUGUUAAAGAAAAAGGGUAAGAAAACAGAUAUUAGGGCUACGUCAGAUGAAAACAGAGAAAGUAAUUCUCAAAUGAGAGAAACAACCUUUUCCUUAAAAAGGAAACAACAUCAAAAUAAGCAUAGAAUGAAUUUAAGACGAAAGAAAUCAGAAGUUUUCAAAAGCAGUACACUAUUUAACAGUGGAAGUCUUGUUCGUGAUGACCUUUUAAAAAUGCCUCUGAGUGAUCAUACAUCAAGAAAAACCAGCACACCAAUUAAAGACAAGAUUUUGCAUUCUAAAGCUGAAGCUGAAGACGAGCUGAUAUAUCUUUCUACACACAAACCAACCAGGAGAUCUCUAAGAAGUAGAAACAUACAUACUUCAGUAACUGUUAGAGCUACUGAUUCUGAAGAUACACGAGACAGUAGUCCAGUUAAAAAAUUCAGCCCAUCAGAAAAGCAUAGCCUGUACACUGCAGAGUUAAUAACAGUAUCCUCAGAUUCAGAGAGUCCUAUCAGAAUGAAAUUCAUCAGAAUUACUACUCCUAGAAAAGCAAAGAAAAAAUCUAGGAAAUUUGAAACAACUGAUGAAGAUUUUACUUCUCAGACUAGAAAGGCAAGCAGUACUUCAAAUUUAUCAAAAGCAAAACAAUUGAUUGAAAAGGCAAAAGCUUUACAUAUCAGUAGGUCAAAGACUACUGAAGAAAUUGUGACACCUUUAAGGCGUUCCUCUAGACGUCUGGAAAAGGAGAAAUCACCAAAAUCAGAUGACUCCGUAAUACUAAUAGACUCAAGUCCUACUUGUUUAAAAAAGCCAGAAAAAAAACAGAAGAAACUUCAGUGUUUGAAUGAUGUGCUAGGAAAAAAGCUUAACAAGUCUUCCCAAAAUGUACCUGGAAAAAUCAAAGUUGCUCCUUUAUUUCUUGCUAGAAAGCCUCAAAAAACAGCCAAUACUGUCAUUGGUUUUGAUGAAAGCAGUCAAGAUCCACCUGAAAAAUCGCAGGAUUGUGAUGUGCAGUUUAAAGCAAAGCGUGAGUUUCUCAUGAGUGGCUUGCCAGACUCUUUGAAACGACAGAUUGCGAAGAAAGCUGCUGUACUAGAUAUGUACAAUGCAGCGAGUGCCAGUUUCCAGAGAGUUGUUCAUAUUCAGCAAAAAGAUGAUGGGUAUUGGUUAUGGCAUUUGAAACCACCCUCUUGUCCUCUGUUAACCAAAUUUAGAGAACUGAGUACUAAAGUAAUAAAUCUUCCAAAACGUGUCAUUGCUCUGGGUGAAUUUUCAACAUUGAAUUCAAAUAUGGAAAGUAAUUUUGCUGUCUUGUUUACAAGAACAAGGAAGGAUUUUACUAAAGAUGUGAGAAAUACUUUGCUGGAGGAAAUUCAGUGGUCCAAUCCUAACUUUGCUUUGGGAAAAUAUUUUCCCUUGCUUCUACAGAAACGAAUUGAGCACCAGGUGCUCUCUGAGGGCCCUGGCAACCAAGAAUGCCCACAGUUGGAGCCUGAUGUCAAUCAAAAAGAAACCAAAAGGAAACGAGUGGAAACAGGACAUCAGAAGUCAAAAAGAAAAAAGCCAAAUGAAUAUUCAGUCAGUCCAGAAAAGAUAAAUGGAAAGUCAGAAAAAUUUGACAAAAGAAACAUCUCUUUUGGGAUAAAGCCAGAUUCUUCCAAAGAUUCUGGAACUGAAGAUAUGCUCUGGACAGAAAAAUAUCAGCCUCAGAAUGCCAAUGAACUCAUAGGCAAUGACUUAGCUAUUAAAAAAUUACAUAGUUGGUUGAAAGACUGGAAAAGGAGAGCCGAAUUGGAAGAAAGACAGAAUUUGAAGGGAAAACGAGAUGAGAAGCUGGAAGAUUUUUCAGAUAGAAUAGGCUCUGACAGCAGUUCAGACGAAGAAGAGAGCCGUCUUUGCAAUACUGUUCUCAUAACAGGACCAACAGGAGUGGGAAAAACUGCUGCAGUGUAUGCUUGUGCUCAGGAGCUUGGAUUUAAGAUAUUUGAAGUGAAUGCCUCUUCCCAGCGCAGUGGUAGACAGAUUCUGUCUCAGUUGAAAGAAGCUACUCAGUCCCAUCAAGUAGACAAGCAAGGUGUCCAUUCACAGAAACCCUGUUUUUUUAAUAGCUACCACACUGGCAAGUCACCAAAAAAAUUAAACUCCCCUAAGAGAGUUGUAUCAUCACCAAGAAAACAUCCUCCAUCAUCACCCAAAACUAGUGGGCCAAAACGAGCACUUCCUCCUAAAACUUUGGCCAAUUAUUUUAAAGUUUCUUCAAAACCCAAAUGCACUGACGAAGCAGAAGCACCUACAGAAAGUAAGAAAGGAGUCAAAAAUUCUUCUUUGGAACAAAAGCAGAUUACUCAGACCAAAUAUACAACUGAAGCAAAUUCAAAUAUCAAAGCAUUUGGAGCUGAAGAACCCAGCAGAAAAAAUGCAACAUCUCUCAUUCUUUUUGAGGAGGUUGACAUCAUUUUUGAUGAAGACACUGGAUUUUUGAAUGCAAUCAAAACAUUCAUGGCAACCACUAAACGACCUGUAGUCCUUACUACAAGUGAUCCAACAUUUAGUUUAGUGUUUGAUGGUUGUUUUGAAGAAAUCAAUUUCAGUACUCCUUCCCUGGUAAAUGUUGCCAGCUAUUUACAGAUGAUCUGCUUAACUGAGAAUUUCAGAACUGAUGCAAAAGAUUUUGUAACUUUGUUGACUGCUAAUGCUUGUGAUAUCAGGAAAAGUAUCCUUUACUUACAAUUUUGGAUUAGAAGUGGAGGUGGAUUUUUAAAAGAAAAGCCAUUACCUGGUUGUCAGGGAAGUAAUAGAAAUGUAUUAAUUUGCUCCAAAGAGGAACCUGAUACUAAGAAUAAAAGUAAAAGUACAAAAAAGAGUCGUACAGAACUUCCUAAGUGUGAUACUGGCUGCGCUGAGACCUUGUUUGGACUCAAGAACAUCUUUUCCCCAUCUGAAGACUUAUUUUCAUUUUUAAAGCAAAAAAUCACUACAAAGGAAGAAUGGCACAAACUCAUCCAGGUUCUUUCAGAAUUCCAUAUGCGGAAUGUAGAUUUUUUAUAUAGUAAUCUUGAGUUCAUUCUGCCAUUACCAGUUGCCAUCAUUCCAGAGAGAAAAGCUGUCUGUGGCUCAUCAGUAACAGCAGACACCAGUGCAGCAACAACUGUUGUGGGGAGUCCCACUAGGAAACAGUCUGAAAGACAGCAGCCAUUGAAGAAGUCACAGAAAAAGAAACAGAAAAGGAUGGUGAUACUAGAUGAUAGUGACUUAUUUGACACUGGUUUGGACUUUCCUGAUGAACUGAUUAGCCUGUCCCUGGAGUCUUCUUCGAAUUUAGAAGAAAGCAAAGCCACAGACAAAGAAAGCAAUCCAGAGACAAAGAAACUGAAUAAGUGCUUGGAGUCUAAUGUUGAGGCUAUUCCUCGUCCUCCUGAAACACUCACAGAGAAAAACUGUUCGCCCCUUGUUUCUCACUGUUUAAAUUCACUCACUGAGUUCAUGGAUAACCUGUCCUUCUUAGAUGCUUUUUUAACUGAUGUAAAUGAGCUAAAGGAAUUUGGUAAAAAUGACUUUCAUUGGACAAGUGGAAAGGUUAAAAGUGGACUUUGUGAUGAGUUUAGUCUUGAGAACAGUGAUGGAUGGACUUCACGAAGCUCUGUAGAAUUAAAGGCAGCUGCAGAAGCUCUCAGUUUCACUAAGUGUUCUUCUACUAUUUCAGAAGCCUUGGAAUCCUUGAAUUCAUGCAAGAAAUUAGGAAAAGAUCCAACCAACGAUCUUACCUUUUAUGUUUCACAAAAGCACAACAAUGUAUGCUUUAGCCAGUCAGCAGCUAAUUCAGACAAUGCUUGCAAGAGGAUAGCAGUCAUUAAAAGUGUGUUUUCUAGUCGAUCUCUUCUGAACCUGGGUAAUAAACAAUCUAGUAUAAUCGAAUACUUGCCAACUCUUCGGAACAUUUGUAGGACUGAGAAGUUAAAAGAACAAGGAAAAAACAAAAGAAGGUUCCUGCACUAUUUUGAAGGAAUCCAUCUAGACAUUCCUAAAGAGACUGUGAAUAUUUUGGCAGCUGACUUCCCUUAAUACCCAUUAAUAUCACUUCUGGGCCUUUCGAUCAGGAUCAAUUGUCGUAGCUGUUCUUGUCAGUUUGGUAUCAUGCAUCCUCUGAGGACAGUAUAUUAAAUAGGCCUUUGGAUCAGGGAGAUGGAAUAGCUUUCUCCAUCCUCUUCAUUCAUAUUGCAGAACCUCCCAAAACAAUGUACAAAAACACAAAACAAAGCAAAACGACUCAUUGACAUCUUGUACAGUGUGUGUGGUACUUAAGGUGCAUUUCUGUAGUAUAUUGAUCUUCAUGGAAGUUUCUCUUAAUGUACAUUUGAAAGAGACUAUUUGUAUUUUUGUUAAUGUAAAGAUAUUUAAAUGAAAUUUUUGAGUUAAUUGUAUAUAUGAUUUGGUAGGGUUUUUUCCUGAAAUUUUUGUAUUAUCUAAUUUUGCUUUGUUGAUAAUGUUUUGUAUGUAAGUCAGCAGUUUUUGGAAAAGGACUCACUAGGAUAUUUCUAAGAAUGUUACAUUGCUCCACUAGACUGUACUUUCUCUCUUUUCCUAUUACCCAUAAUCCACUCGUCUCCACGUAUCAAUGCUCUUUUAUGUUGUAUAUGGGAAGCAUAUACAUGGUAAUUUUUCUAAACUUUACAUAAUACAAAACAUAAAACUUCAAAUGAAAUUUUUAAGAAAACUGCCUAGGAAAGAAAUUGUUUCUUUUCUUUUUCUUUU
Messenger RNA from Perognathus longimembris pacificus (Pacific pocket mouse), 6326 nucleotides. RefSeq names its product ATPase family AAA domain containing 5 (gene Atad5). Bases 156 to 5636 code for a protein of 1826 amino acids. Gene Ontology annotation, molecular function: DNA clamp unloader activity; ATP binding; ATP hydrolysis activity. The transcript is spliced from 23 exons. The record is from RefSeq and is a predicted model, not a curated record. NCBI's taxonomy places the organism in Eukaryota, Metazoa, Chordata, Mammalia, Rodentia, Heteromyidae. Gene Ontology annotation, cellular component: nucleus.